This is a messenger RNA of Priceomyces carsonii, 645 nucleotides long. It is a transcript of the gene RIP1, whose product is annotated as ubiquinol--cytochrome-c reductase catalytic subunit. Gene Ontology annotation, cellular component: membrane. Lineage: Eukaryota; Fungi; Ascomycota; Pichiomycetes; Serinales; Debaryomycetaceae. The transcript is spliced from 2 exons. The record is from RefSeq and is a predicted model, not a curated record. The coding region runs from base 1 to 645 and encodes 214 amino acids. Gene Ontology annotation, biological process: mitochondrial electron transport, ubiquinol to cytochrome c. Gene Ontology annotation, molecular function: 2 iron, 2 sulfur cluster binding; quinol-cytochrome-c reductase activity.
AUGUUUCCAGCCGCAUUAAGAUCUAUGAGAGUCGGAGGAGGAUUAAAAGCUACUUCAUUUAGAGCUUUAUCCUCAUCUACAAAGGCAUUAACUACCUACCAACAACCUGAUUAUUCUAAUUACUUGAAUGAAAAGGGUAGUGAUAAGAGUAGAAACUUCACUUAUUUCAUGGUCGGUUCCAUGGGUUUGUUAUCAGCCGCUGGUGCCAAAUCGACCGUCGAAGCUUUCUUGUCAUCCAUGGCGGCAUCUGCUGAUGUCUUGGCUAUGGCCAAAGUCGAAGUGAAGUUGGCUGCUAUUCCAGAGGGUAAAAAUGUGAUUGUAAAAUGGCAAGGUAAGCCCGUCUUCAUCAGACAUAGAACUGCAGAUGAAAUUGAGGAAGCCAACGAAGUUGAUGUGAGUAAAUUGAGAGAUCCACAAACCGAUGCUGAAAGAGUCAAGAAGCCAGAAUGGUUAGUCAUGUUGGGUAUCUGUACUCAUUUGGGUUGUGUUCCUAUUGGUGAAGCUGGUGAUUUUGGUGGAUGGUUCUGUCCUUGCCACGGUUCUCACUAUGAUAUAUCUGGAAGAAUUAGAAAGGGUCCAGCACCAUUGAAUUUGGAGAUUCCUCAUUAUGAUUUCACCGAUGCCCUGACUUUAUUAGUCGGUUAA